Scatophagus argus is the source of this 1729-nucleotide messenger RNA. RefSeq names its product neurogenic differentiation factor 2-like. Gene Ontology annotation, biological process: nervous system development; regulation of DNA-templated transcription. Bases 188 to 1258 code for a protein of 356 amino acids. The transcript has 2 exons. Lineage: Eukaryota; Metazoa; Chordata; Actinopteri; Scatophagidae. Gene Ontology annotation, molecular function: protein dimerization activity. The record is from RefSeq and is a predicted model, not a curated record.
GAAGCACCCCUGAACAACCAGUCAGCGCCACUGAAAGAAAGCCGCGCGCUGCCUGCACUCAUACACUGACAGGGAGCGUUGGUUCGCUCACUCGUGCGGUCCCUGAAGAUGGUCUGAAACUCAGGCGCGUGUUUUCUUUUUUUCCUUUCCUCCCAUCCCCUGUGAAGAGCUCGAGCCCAGAGCCACAAUGUUGACGAGGCUUUUCAGUGACCCCUCACUGCUUCCCGAUGUGCAGAAAUACUCCGGCUGGGCGGAGGACAGCGAUGGCGAUGAUGCCAAGAUGAAAGACGACGACCAGGACACCCAGGACGACAUGGAGUCAUCUGAAAUGAGAGGAGGCAGCCGGACGCAGUCCGAGCACGCCGGGGAAGACGACGAGGACGACGGGGUGGAGGAAGAGGACGACGGAGAGGAUACAGAGGGAGACAGGCCCAAGAAAAGGGGCCCCAAGAAGCGCAAAAUGACCCAGGCCCGGAUCGAGCGCUCCAAGAUGCGGCGGAUAAAAGCCAACGCACGAGAGCGGACCCGCAUGCACGACCUGAACUCUGCGCUCGACAAUCUGCGUAAAGUGGUGCCCUGUUACUCCAAAACGCAAAAACUGUCCAAAAUCGAGACGCUGCGGUUGGCCAAAAACUAUAUCUGGGCCCUGUCGGAGAUAUUGCGCUCUGGAAAAAGGCCCGACCUCGUGUCCUACGUCCAGACGCUGUGCAAGGGACUCUCCCAGCCCACGACCAACCUGGUGGCGGGAUGCCUGCAGCUAAACUCCCGUAACUUCCUAACCGAGCAGCAGUGUCAGGACGGGGGGAGGUACGGGUCCGGCUCCUUCUCAAUGCAUUCCUACCCCUACCAGUGUGCGCGUCUGUCCAGCCCCCACUGCCAGCCGGGCUCGAACUCGCAUCCCCUGAGGACGCACGGCUACUGCUCGGCUUAUGAUUCUCUGUAUGGUGGGAGCGGUUCCCCUGAGUAUAACAGCCCCGAGUACGAGGGGCCCCUCAGCCCGCCCCUGUGCAUCAAUGGCAACUUUUCCCUGAAGCACCAAGGCUCUGCGUCCCCCGACAACGAGAAGGGGUACCACUACUCUAUGCAUUACUCCGGCCUGCCUGGCUCAAGAUCCACCGGAGCCCACAACCUGGUGUUUGGCUCCUCGGGGGCCCGGAGCGGCAUUCACUCUGAAAACGUCCUGCCUUACCACGACAUGCACUUACACCACGAACGGCCCCCCGUGUAUGACGAACUGAACGCGUUUUUUCACAGCUAAAGUAAAAAUGAGAAACCUAUCGUGCGUCCCCUUGCAAUCAACAAUCUGUCCAUGGCACACUUUUUUGACAAGCUUACCUGCCAGGGUUUAGGCUCUAUGGAGAGAUGUUUCACUCGUUGUCAUUAGUGUUUUCCUUUCAUUUAUUCCGUCUAAAAUAUUUGUUUUGCUAUAGUCAGGGAUGUAGUGGAGGGUGACCCACAAUCUCAUGUCGCGAAAGAGAACUUAUCAAGCUUUUUAAGGUGAAAUUAAUCUCUAAAAGGGAAUCUGAAAAAUCAUGACAUGAGCUAUGGUGAUCUGAAAUCUGUUUUUUUUUAAAUGUGAUUUGUGUCUAUUGGGUGAUUGAAAAGUUUUCAACUUUAUUCACCACUGCAUCACUGGCUACACCUUCACGAUGGCAGUGAUUUUUUAAUAAUAUGAAAUAAGAAAUAAACCAGUGACCGAGCUAAUGCACAUUUACUCGCCUGUACGUGC